AUCAAUCAAUCAAUCAAUCAUUCUCUUAAAACAAUUUUAAGUUUUCUCACACAAAGCCGCAUCGUGGUUGUAUAAUUUGAUAUAAAAUUUAUUUUAGUAGAUUAUUAUCAUUCCUGAAAGAAGAUGGCCUAUGUGUAUCAAGUUAGUGACGGUGUUACGAAGGAAUUAGUUCGCCCUGGGAAUGGAAUAAUUCCUCAACGUGGUCAGACGAUUACUGUUCAUUGCACUGGAUGCCUAGCCAAUCCUUUGAGGAAAUUUUGGAGUACCAAAGAUCCUGGUCAACAGCCAUUUACAUUUCAAGUUGGAUUGGGCAAAGUCAUUCGAGGUUGGGAUGAAGGUUGCCUCACAAUGCAGUUAGGAGAAAUUGCAAAGAUUCUCAUCAGAUCUGACAAAGGGUAUGGAAGUCAAGGCUUUCCUGCUUGGGGUAUCACUCCCAAUGCUGAUCUCCUCUUUGAAAUUGAAAUUCUUGCAAUUCAGUAAUCCUAAUCUUUCUCCAUGUGAUCUACUGUGUAGAUCAAUUUUUUGCUAAUUUGUUUUUGUGUUAAUUGGUGUUUCAUGUUGAAUAAAAUCAUUCCAUGCUUAAA
This is a messenger RNA of Uloborus diversus, 584 nucleotides long. RefSeq lists its product as uncharacterized. Lineage: Eukaryota; Metazoa; Arthropoda; Arachnida; Araneae; Uloboridae. The record is from RefSeq and is a predicted model, not a curated record. Gene Ontology annotation, molecular function: peptidyl-prolyl cis-trans isomerase activity. The coding region runs from base 124 to 480 and encodes 118 amino acids. The transcript has 3 exons.